UUAUCCCCCCGCUGCCUCUUCUUGCCGGCCUUCCUGCGCCGCCCUCCCCUUGGCAUAGUCCGAGCCCUCCUCGUCACUGCUGCUGGUGUCGACGUCCAUGAUGGGUUUGCGCUUCUGCCCGCCGCUCGCCUUGAGCAAGGCCAGCUGCCGGGCCGUCAUGCGAUGGUCGUCCUCACCCUCACCUGCAUCCAUGGUUAGAGGGAGGGAGCGAAUGGCAGAUCUGCCGAACGCAAGGCACGGCGGGAACAAACAACCUCAGCUUUUAACCCAAUGCAAAGAAUAUCUCAGCGGCCAGGAUCCGGUGAUUUACAUCCAU
Vitrella brassicaformis is the source of this 316-nucleotide messenger RNA. NCBI's taxonomy places the organism in Eukaryota, Vitrellaceae. The record is from the annotation of a GenBank genome assembly.